Messenger RNA from Myodes glareolus (Bank vole), 823 nucleotides. RefSeq names its product adipogenesis associated Mth938 domain containing (gene Aamdc). Gene Ontology annotation, cellular component: cytoplasm. NCBI's taxonomy places the organism in Eukaryota, Metazoa, Chordata, Mammalia, Rodentia, Cricetidae. Gene Ontology annotation, biological process: positive regulation of fat cell differentiation. The record is from RefSeq and is a predicted model, not a curated record.
UAGGCUCGCCCCAGACCUGGGAGCUGAGCUGUGAGGAAGAGGGAAAGCACCCGGGCGGGCGGACUCCAGGAGCCGCGGGGAGCGGCGACGCUCCGUGAGUGAUCUCCGGGACCCGGGAACGGAGGCGACCGAGAGAAGGAGGGUGAAGUUGGACGGAGACACUAAGGCGCAGGAUUGCAGCUCGGUUACUGAUGGCUUCCCCUAAAAUUGCUUCCCUCUCUUGGGGGCAAAUGAAAGUGCAAGGCUCUACCUCAACCUACAAGGAUUGCAAAGUAUGGCCCGGAGGCAGUCGGGCUUGGGACUGGAGAGAAACAGGAACUGAGCAUUCCCCUGGGGUGCAGCCUGCAGACGUGAAGGAAGUCGCUGAGAAGGGCGUGCAGACCCUGGUGAUCGGCAGAGGGAUGAGUGAGGCCCUGAAGGUGCCACCAUCCACCGUGGAGUACCUGGAGAAACAAGGCAUUGAUGUGCGGGUCCUCCAGACGGAGCAGGCGGUGAAGGAGUAUAAUGCCUUGGUUGCCCAAGGGGUCAGAGUGGGAGGCGUCUUCCAUUCCACCUGCUGAUGGAGUCCACCGAGGGGAAUAAACCACCAAGCAUCGAUGCCUUGCCUGUCUGUCUUACCGUUCUCCACUGCAGCCUCCACUGUGCAUUCUGAGCAUGGGGUUUAUGUCUGGGGAUGGAUUGACAGAAGACUAAGGCAGAGUUCCUGCCCUUGUGGUUGCUCAGAUCAGAAAGCUGCUUACUGAAUUCAGUAGUGCAGUCUGUGUUAGGUUCAUACAGAAAAGGUUGGAAAAGUUCAGAGCAUUAAAGGUCUCAUCACAGUUGA